Cylas formicarius (sweet potato weevil) is the source of this 7214-nucleotide messenger RNA. Its product is annotated as E3 ubiquitin-protein ligase listerin-like. The record is from RefSeq and is a predicted model, not a curated record. Gene Ontology annotation, biological process: ribosome-associated ubiquitin-dependent protein catabolic process; rescue of stalled cytosolic ribosome. Lineage: Eukaryota; Metazoa; Arthropoda; Insecta; Coleoptera; Brentidae. The transcript has 24 exons. Gene Ontology annotation, molecular function: ATP binding; ubiquitin protein ligase activity; zinc ion binding. Gene Ontology annotation, cellular component: RQC complex; cytosol. The coding region runs from base 89 to 7078 and encodes 2329 amino acids.
GAAGAAGGUUAUGUUUGAACUUGGUCUUUUGAUAUAUAACGUUAUAUGCAGUACUUCUAUAUAAAAAUUUAUUAGUGUGUUCUUAAUUAUGGGUGGCAAGCAUAAAAUUGCCAAUCGAACAAAAAAUAACGCACGGCCUUCCAGUAGUGGACGUAGUGCAGAACUUCUAAAUUCGAAUUUGCCUCAAUUUGGGGUAUUUUCUGGUAUCAAAGAUGCAGCUAAUUUUUCUAGUUUUACCCAUAUUGUAAAUUCGGAAGACCUGGAUUUGUCUUUGGACAGCAGUUUUCAACUAGUGUUUAAGAAGAUCUCUAAGAAGGAUUCUACUACAAAAUCCAAGGGACUGCAAGAAUUUUCAGAAUUAAUUCAAAAAGCAGAACCAGAUGCUGUGAAAACAAUUUUACCCACUUGGGCUAGAUUUUAUAAUAUCCUUUCCACGGAUUCCGAUAAUCGAGUUAGGGAAGAAGCACACAAUGUCCUCCAUCAAAUAGUACUUAAAGUAAAACGUAACAUUGCACCAUUCUUGAAGCAGCUGAUGGCCCCUUGGUUUACAUCGCAGUAUGAUACUUACCCACCAGCAGCAAGUGCAGCUUCUUUGGCAUUUCAGGAUGCUUUCCCUCCUAAUAAAGUCCAAGAUGCUGUUGUGUUUUGCCAACAAGAGAUUUUAACAUAUAUGCAUGAUAAUUUAUUAGUUCAAAAUGCUGAAACACUUUCAGGUAGAAAUGCUUCUGCAGAAGAAGCUAAUGCUAAACACCUCAGGGUAGUAAUAUCCUGCUUGCAAGGAUAUUGUUUAUAUAUUGAAAAAGUUUCUCCUGAACAUAUAAAAAAUGUUCUAGAUAUUAAUUUGAAAAUUUUAUCAAACAACAAAUUUUGGAAAUUAUCCAAAUUUGAUGCUUCAGCUGUCAGAUCAGCUUGGUUUAAACUUAUAGCCACAAUUUGUCAAAAGGCCUUGUUUCUGCUGCAAGGAAAAGAAGGUCAACUACUAACAAUUGUACUUAACAACUUGGAAGAAGGUGAACCUACAGUUCUACCAAAUGUUUGGGAAUGUUUUCUUUUGACAAUAUCAGUAAUACCAGAAUGGUGGUUGUAUGUUAAAGUUGAGAAACUAUUCUUACCAAAAUUAAUGAAACUGCUAAAAAGUGCAGGUCAUGGCAAUGCCGCUGUCAUCUACCCGAAUUUGCUGCCAGUUCUGUCUUACUUGCCAUCUUCAGUUCUGAAAGACCCUUUCCACUUUUACGAUACUUUCUUUGGGAAUUUUGCAGUGGGCCUUAAAUUAAAAAAUGUAUUGAGCAGUAAAUCCGAGGCAUCUGCUGUAGCAACUGCUUUUACCGAAUGCCUUUGGUAUGUUGUAGUCAAAAACUCGUCAUCCAUUGAUUUAUGCAAGCUUUUGAUAAAAAAACACCUGUUGGCCCUAGUUGAAUGGUGUCUCACUGAUGAUAGUUCUUGCCAUAAACCAGUUUUUAAGCAGGUUGCAUCUUUCAUUCAGUACCUUAGUACAAAUGCUGCAUUGCAAGAUUUGGUGACAUAUUUUUUCAAUAAUUUUCAGGAAAUAAUGACACAAAGUUUGCACAAAAAUAUAGAAGACACAGCUUCUAUUGCGAAAGUAGCUGAGAAACAGCUUGAAUUCAUACACUUUUUGAAGUUCAAUCGCAAAAUUGCAAGACCUAACAAGGUGAAAUUUGCACUCACAGAUAGCCAAAACUUCUCUUUCGAGCAACACAAGGAGAUGGUUGUUGAUGAUAGCAAAAUAUAUUUAGAUGGCCUUAAUAGAGUUGCAAUCAAUUUGUGUAAAGAAUAUGUCAAGCUUAUCCAAGAAAACACGGUUCAAGAAAUCAUAGAGCAGCUACAUUCUCUUCUGGCUGAAUUUAACAUAAAAGAUUUCUUGGAAAAAUUGUCUCAAAAUACGAUAGAUGGUAAUGAAGUGGUUCCAUUGAUUAACUUAUAUAAUAAUGUUUUCAAAAAUUGGCUAUAUAAUGAUAGGCUGUGUUGCAAGAGCGUUAUACGAUUAAUAUUCUUAUUGAUUACUUAUCUCCAAGAUGAAGACAAAGAAGUCAUAUUAAAUGAUUUGGUCCAUAUUAAAAUCCCAUCUUGUCUGCAGUGGUCUGUCACUGAGGCAUUUGGACAUCCAUAUGUGGAAGAUGCAUUGAUUAUAAAGUGGUUACACACAAAAGACAUUGGCAAUUUCUUUUUGUCCAUUGCAGAAAAAAUAAUUGACAGCGAGUGUUCACCGGAACUCAAUGCUCUUUUUAAAUUGGCUUUAACUGAAAAUAAAAAUGGGGAGAUCCUUAUCAAUGAAGUUGCUAUUUCUGAUAUAAUUAAGAAAUUAUCAAGGGCAUUAAAAAAUAAGGUCCAGAACUUAACUUCCUUAGAUACUUGUUUGAGUUUGGCAUGUUAUCUGACAGCUGUCAUCUACACCAAUAAAUUGCCCUUAAAAUAUGGAGAUGAACUGCUUUUAUGCUUGUUUGAACAUUCUUGCAAACAUCCAAAUGAAAAUGAUUAUGUGUCAUCAGAUACAUUAUGGGAAGUUAAUUCAGCAUGGAAAGAUACAGUGACAUCUCUGUUCAAUGUUUUAAAUAGUGAUGAAGUGAAUGAAUUAACUUUAAAAUUUUCUAGCAUUGUAGAAUGUGAAUUCUCGGUGCAAAUUCAUAAUGAGUCUCAAAUUGAGCAUUUAGCUAGUAUGGUUACUGGAUUUUUGAGAGCAGCAUAUAAAAGUGUUCCACUAAGACUAUCAAAUUUGAUGAAUUUGUUCUUUAACAAGAACUUCGCUUCUCUAGAAUUGGUUACGGAAUUAUGUAAAAUUGGGGAGUAUGUUUCUGGGACCUACAGUACCAGCAAAUCACUUUUGACACCUGAUUAUACUGAGCUUAAAACACUGCAGUAUUUUGUUUGGAGGUACAUAAAGUUAAGUACUCUUAGUAGCAGUAUUGAAGAUAAUGAUGAAAAUGACUAUUCUGAUAAUGAGGAUGAGACUCCCCAAAAAUUCAUUAGUCAAGUUAUAGUUCUCAAUGCCACAGAUAAUAUCGCAGAAGAAUUUAUUAAAGGAUUAUAUGACUGUAAAUUGGUGGAGUCAUUCCUUAGAAAUUAUAAAAAUGCAAAAUAUUACUUUGAACUUCAAGAAUGGCAUCUACUUUUUGAAGUCAAACUCCAGGACAUAUGGAAAUUGUUGUGUACUCAAUCUAUCAAGAACAUUACAAAAGUUUCUGAAGAACAUUGCCAAAAGUUGGGUUGGUUUUGGUGUCAAGUAUUAUACUCAAUAUACACAACAUAUACUAAUGAUACUAAUCUAAUAGAAAUAUAUAACCAACUGGUUACAAAUAGAAAAGAAGAAAAUGAUUCUGUUGCAAUACAUAUUGCCCAGACUUUUGCAAGUGAUUUGAAUUGCAAUAAUUUGCCUGAUAGCCUCAAGCAAAAUAUUGUAGUAAUACGAAAUUUCAUUAAUUCUGAGGAGAUCAACAGUAUGAUACCCUAUCUGUUUAUUGAAAUGAAACAAUUUCAAAAUGAAAAAUUUGCCCAGCUAAUGCAAGAAAUAUUAGUUUCCAACGGAAAUUUGGAGUACCUUAUCAGUGUAAUUAAAAUAAGUUCUAAUUUAAUGAAAUAUAAAAGUGAAUUGCUUAGUAGAACAUAUUGGGACUUUAUUGUGGUAUCUUUAGUUUCAUGGACUUCUUACUGCCUGAGAAUGAGGUCAGAAUUCAAGAAUUAUGGGUAUCAAACUUUGUUGGUGGCGGUUGCAGAUUUGUAUGUCAACACUAGGAACCAAGUUUUACAAUUCCAAGAUAAAGGGCAGAAUGAUUAUGUAGAUGAGUGGAAAGACAUUUUAGAGGAGAAUAUUCACAACGAUAUAGCGCAAAUAUGGCUUUACAUUGCAGAUUGCAGUGCAAACCAGGAAAAUAAAAUGAUCUGCUUACCACUUUUGCAAAACUUUGGUGUUAUAACUGAAUGUAUAAAUUAUCAAUAUAUAUUCAAAGUUAAUGACAAUUUUCCAAAAUGGACAAAAUUUUUGAAAAAGGCAUGUGGUUUACUGACUGACUCAUCGCCUGUUCUGCAAUUCUGGGGUUACAAAAUGCUGGUAGCUCUAGUGCCGGGACUAAUUAAGGUUGAUUCCGAAUCAGUUAAUUCCAACAAACCACACAAAAAGGGCCUUAUAUUCAAUCAAUUCAAGGAAAUGUUAACAGAACUUCAAGAAGUUGUUAAUAAUAUGUUCACUGAUUUCCGAUUGGGUGAAGAUGUUUGUACCGUAAAAUUAUCAACAGAUGCGUUUACAUAUACACUCGCUUACUUACUUGUAUGGGAUAUUUUGUUAAUACUUUACAAGGGCGCGUCAUCUGAACUAAGAUAUCAAUAUGCUGACUGGCUAAAGAAUGAAGAUUUGCUAAAGAACUUCCUUUCGAAUUUGUUGAGACUGAUGCCUGCUGGAGUUUUGCAUUGCACAGAGACCAAAUUAAAAGCUUCCCUGGAUUAUUUUCGUAAUAACCCUCUAGACCGCUGUUGCUAUAGAAAUGCAUUUCACAGUGAACUAAUAGAACAAUUCGUUUGCUAUCUGUACAAAGGGUCAUUAACACAUUUACCCGCCUUAGUAAGACAAUGGUGGACUGAUUUGGAACCCCGAUUAACCCAGGUAGUGGAUAAAAUUACGUCAGUUUAUGUAUCACCAUCUUUGUGUACUGAUGAGCUGAAUGAUGUCUUACACCAUCAAAAUCUCUAUAAAAAUAUGGCGAUCAAGGUGAUGCCUAGUAUAAGGGAAAUAUUAGCAGUGUAUACAGUUGAUGAGGCUAAAAUGGAGCUUACAAUAACACUGCCUGCGAAUUAUCCGUUAGGAAGCCCAAAUGUUGAGUGCAAUAAACAAAUCCUGGGCACCACUCACAAACAGUGGCUGCUUCAAUUUAAGAAGUGCGUUUUGCAUCAGAAUGGGCGAGUUGCAGAUGGACUGUCGCUGUGGAAUAAUAAUCUAGACAAAAAAUUUGAUGGGGUAGAAGAAUGUUAUAUUUGCUUUGGUGUGUUGCAUGCAGGCACUUAUCAGUUACCUCGUUUGUCAUGCCAGACUUGCAAAAAGAAGUUUCAUUCAGCCUGUCUAUACAAAUGGUUCAGCACAAGUAACAAGAGCAGUUGUCCAGUGUGCAGAAAUUUAUUUAUGGCACACCACAAAAAAGCAAACAAGCACACCGAAGAUGUUUUCAAUGAUAACGCUGAAUUUAACCAAAAAUUGGAAAAUUUAAGGGAACAGGUGGAAUCAUCACAAAUUGGUGAUGAAAAAGAAAAAAAAAUUACUCAUAGAGAAAAGAAAAAGUUAAAAAAGCAGCAAGAAUAUGAAAAACAGAUGGAAACUCUUUUGAAAAAGGGAGGGCAAGGUCAUUCUGAGUUGGACAGUAAUUUCACCGUUUCUCAAGCACAGAAAUCGGCAGGACAGCUAGUCGCCUUAGAAAAUGCUGUUGAUAUCAAAAUAGAAAAUUUCAGUAUUUCAGCAAAGGGAAAUGAGCUGUUUGUAAAUGCUAAUUUACUCAUUGCAAAUGGAAGGCAUUAUGGUUUGGUUGGGCCAAAUGGUCAUGGAAAGACAACUCUGCUACGCCAUAUUGCUCAGAGAGCCUUUAAUAUACCUCCAAACAUAGAUAUAUUAUACUGUGAGCAAGAGGUUGUUGCAGAUGAUAUGAGUGCUGUUCAAACUGUAUUAAAAGCUGAUAUUAAAAGAUCAGUUUUGUUGAAAGAGCAAGCAAAACUAGAGGAAAGUUUCAAUUCUGGAGAUUUAGACGUUCAAGAGCGUUUGAAUGAAGUUUAUGCAGAACUGAAAGCUAUUGGUGCAGAUUCAGCUGAACCUAGAGCCAGAAGAAUAUUAGCUGGUCUUGGAUUCACCAGAGAAAUGCAGGACAGGGCCACGAAGAAUUUUUCUGGUGGUUGGAGAAUGAGGGUGUCUCUUGCUAGAGCACUUUAUAUGGAACCAACCCUUUUACUGCUUGAUGAACCAACAAAUCACUUAGAUCUAAAUGCUGUUAUAUGGCUUGACAAUUAUCUGCAAGGCUGGAAGAAAACAUUGCUUAUAGUAUCCCAUGAUCAGUCAUUUUUGGAUAAUGUUUGCAAUGAAAUAAUACAUUUAGAUAACCAAAAGUUGUAUUACUACAAAGGCAACUAUUCAAUGUUUAAAAAAAUGCAUGUCCAAAAGAAAAAGGAGAUACUAAAAGAAUAUGAAAAACAGGAGAAGCGACUGAAGGAAAUGAAGUCUUCAGGUUCGUCUAAAAAGCAAGCUGAAAAGAAACAAAAGGAAGCUUUAACUAGGAAACAAGAAAAAAACAGAAGUAAACUUCAAAAGCAAGAUGAUUCUCAACCUGUGGAACUUCUCCAGAGACCAAAAGAUUACCUAGUGAAAUUUCGAUUUCCAGAGCCACCACCAUUACAACCUCCAGUUCUUGGGCUUCACAAUGUUGUUUUUGGAUAUCCCGAUCAAAGACCCCUAUUUGUCAAUGUCGAUUUUGGCAUAGACAUGACUAGUAGAGUCGCCAUUGUAGGUCCCAAUGGUGUAGGCAAAUCAACAUUCUUAAAAUUGCUUGUGGGUGAGUUAACCCCUCAACAGGGUGAAACUAGGAUGAAUCAUAGAUUGAGGAUUGGUAGAUUUGACCAACAUUCUGGUGAACAUUUGACUGCAGAGGAGACACCGGCGGAAUAUUUGAUGAGAUUAUUUGAUUUGCCAUAUGAGAAAGCUAGGAAACAAUUGGGUACUUUUGGUUUAGCCGGUCAUGCACACACUAUUAGGAUGAAAGACUUGUCUGGAGGUCAGAAGGCUCGGGUAGCACUGGCUGAGUUAUGUUUAAAUGCUCCAGAUGUAUUGAUUUUGGAUGAACCUACAAAUAAUUUAGAUAUCGAAUCAAUUGAUGCUCUGGCAGAAGCUAUAAACGAGUAUACUGGAGGAGUUAUCAUAGUGUCUCAUGAUGAACGCCUCAUAAGAGAAACUGGCUGUGCCUUAUAUGUAAUUGAAGAUCAGACUAUAAAUGAACUAGAUGGCGAUUUUGAUGAUUAUAGAAAGGAACUUUUGGAGAGCUUGGGGGAAGUAAUUAACAGCCCUAGCAUAGCAGCUAAUGCUGCUGUGAGUCAAUGAACUUAUUUUGGUAUAUUUUAUGCAUACUCUUGCAAAAUAAAAAAAAAGGUAUAAUUAUGAAAGUUUUUUUUAUGUAUGAAAAUACAUGUAUGUUAAUCUAAGUAAAUUUUUAUUGCAUAGUGUAGAGUACUACCAA